CGCAAGACGCCAGCCUUGGGCUGAAAUGGGAGAACAUACUCCCCACCGGACGAGGCCGUUCACGACAGAGGUUCCCAGUUACUGAAGUUGCUUUGCUGCCCUGUUACUUUGAUAGCCGUUAGAGAAACCCUGAAUUCGAACACCCAAUAUGGAUCCACUCAGUAUCACCGCAAGCAUUAUUGCUGUCGUACAGCUCACCAGCGUUAUUAUCGGAUGUCUAAACGAUUUGAAAGACACAUCUAAGGAUCGUGCGCAAUGUGCAAUUGAAAUAUCAAACGUCUCUAAUCUACUCGUGACGCUAAUGUACCGCCUCGAUGAAGUGUCAUCUAAUGACGGCUGGUAUGGGGAGGUGCAAGCUCUUGCUGCUGCCAACGGACCUAUUGAUCAGUAUAGGUCUGCCCUUGAGCAACUGAAGUCAAAAUUUACGUCGUCCGCUUCUAGUAGAACAAAUAUUGGCGGUGUGCUCAGCUGGAAAUUUAGCAAAGAAGAGGUUGCCAACAUACUAAUGAGAAUUGAACGGCUUAAAUCGCUCACCCAAAUCGCACUGGAGAUGGAUCAUUUCAAAUUAUCUCAAGCAUUGAAGAUCGAUACCACUGUUAUCACAAAUACAGUCAGGUCACUACAGGAGAGUCAGGUCAGCGAACAAUAUCGCGUUAUUACGGACUGGCUAUCAUCAACCGAUUUCCCGGCUCAACAAUCCGACUUUAUUGGCAGAAGACAGGAAGGGACAGGCCAAUGGUUCGUUGUAUCUCCUGAGUUCACCAACUGGCUUCAAGGAACGAAGGAGGACCUAUUCUGCCCUGGCAUUCCUGGAGCUGGGAAGACAAUGAUCGCAGCGAUCGCCGUUGAUCAUAUAUGGAAAGCCUUUCAAGGUGACAACGUCGGUGUUGCCUACGUAUACUGCAAUUACAAAAGACGAGAAACGCAGACCACUACAGAUCUACUGGCUGCUAUUCUCAAACAGUUGGUGCAGGAGCGUCCAUUAUAUGGAAAACCAGUUACAGCUCUUCAUAUGCUUCAUACUGGCCGGAGGACACGUCCAUCGCUUGAUGAGAUCUGCACUGCACUCGACUCUGUUCUUAGCAAUUACUCUAAAGCGUAUAUCGUUAUCGAUGCUUUAGAUGAGUGCUCGGACAGCGACGGUACUCGCAGCGAACUUCUUGCUAUACUCCGCGGACUACAGGCCAAGACCGACACAAGGUUAAUGGUAACAUCUCGUUUUGUCUCUAGGAUUGAGCAAUUAUUUGAAGGAUCCCCAAUGUUGGAGAUUCGAGCUAGUGAGGCAGAUGUGAAGCGAUUCGUUGCCGGCCAGUUGCAUCGAUUGCCAAUGUGCGUCCAGCGCGAUCCUGAAUUACAGGCAGAAACACAAGACGGGAUCGUUCUAGCAGUAGAUGGCAUGUUUCUUCUUGCUCGCCUCCACGUAGAUUCUCUACGGGGUAAAACGACGAAAAAGGCAGUUAGAGCAACUCUCAAAAAGCUGCCUAGAGGCUCGACAGCACUGAACGAAGCAUACGAUGAAGCGAUUGAGAGGAUCGAAAGUCAACUACCUGAGGAAUCUGAGCUAGCAAAAACCGUGCUUUCUUGGAUUACCUACGCAAUGAGACAACUUACAACCAAGGAGCUUGCUCAUGCCCUUGCUGUCGAGGCAGGCGAGUCAGAACUCGACGAAGACAAUAUUCCAGAUAUUGAAGACGUAAUCUCCGUUUGUGCAGGCCUAGUUACAGUUGACGAGGAAAGCGACGUCAUUCGAUUAGUCCAUUACACUACUCAGGAGUACUUUGAGCGGGUGCGAGAAGUUUGGAAUCCUAAAGCCCAGGAAGAAAUCGCAUCAACAUGUUUAACCUACCUAUCCUUCCAGACUUUCAGCACUGGCCGUUGCACUAACGACGAAGACUUUGCGAGCAGGAUUAGGCAGAACCCCUUCGUAGACUACGCCGCUCGAUACUGGGGAACCCACGCCCUUACCGUCCAGCAAACAAUUAAAGAGCAAGCCCUACCAUUUCUCUCCAACAUGAAUCAACUUGCAUGCUCAGUCCAGUUUAUGUUUCUUCCAAAGAAUAGGUAUAAGGACUAUAGUCAAGACAUGGCAAUAUAUCUCACAGGUGUACACGUUGCUGCAGUCUUUGGAAUGACAUACUUGUUAAAAGAGCUAGUGCAUGGCGAUGGAGAUAAAAAAUGCGGGUGUGUAGAUGCACCAGACUCGCGUCGUCGGACGCCGCUAUGGCGGGCAGCAGAGAGUGGACAGGAUGCAGUCGUGGCGCUACUCGUUAAGAGGGGCGACGUCGUGACCGACUCAAGGGAUGUUCUGGGCCAGACACCGUUAUCAGCGGCAGCAGGGGCAGGGCAAGCAGCAAUUGUGGAGCUGCUUGCCGGACGAGAUGAUGUUGUAGCUGACUCAAGGGACAUUAACGGUUGGACGCCGCUGACGUGGGCAGCGGAACGUGGGCACGAGGCGGCCGUGAAGGUGCUUAUCGAGCGGGACGACGUUGUGGCUGACAUAUGUGGCAACGGCAAUAUGACGCCGCUAUUGUGGGCAGCAGACCGAGGGCAUGAGGCAGUUGUGAAACUGCUCGUUGAAAGGCAUGACGUCGUAGCUGACUCUAAAGACAGAGACGGCCGGACACCGCUAAUAAUGGCAGUGCGAGGCAAUCACGAGGCGGUUGUGAAGGUACUACUCGAGCGGGACGACGUUGCAGCUAACAUGAAGGAUAACUUUGGCCAGACGCCGCUAUCUUGGGCAGCGGCGUACGGGUACGAGACAAUCAUAGAGCUGCUCUUAAAGAAGGGUGACGUUGUAGUUGACUCGAAGGAUGAUGAAGGUCGGACGCCGCUAUUAAGGGCGGCGUGGAGAGGGCGUGAGGCAACUGUAAAGCUACUCCUUAUGAGACACGAUAUUGUAGCGGACUCAAAGGAUGAUGAAGGUCGGACGCCGCUGUCAAUGGCAGCAAGUAGUGGGCACGAGGCAGUUGUGAAGCUGCUCCUCGAGCGGGACGAUGUCGCAGUUAACUCAAAGGACAGCUACGGUGAGACGCCGCUAUUAAAGGCAGCGGCGAUGGGGCACGAGGCAGUCGUACAGCUACUUAUAGAUCAGGACAAUAUUGUAGCCGACCUAAAGGACCUUAGGGGCCAGACGCCACUAUCAUGGGCAGCAGAAAAUGGGCACGAGGCAGUUGUAAAGCUGCUCGUUGAACGGGACGACGUUGACCCCAACUCGAGGGAUAAUAACGGCUACACGCCACUAUGGUUAGCAGCUAGGAAUGUUGUGCCAUCAGUUGCGAACAACCACGAAGCAGUUGUAAAGCUGCUCCUUACGAGGAAAGACAUUGACCCUAACUCAAAGGAUAACGACGGCCGAACGCCACUAUCAAUAGCAGUAGAAAAAGGACACAGGGAGGUUGUACAGUUGUUCCUUGAGAGGAACGACGUUGACCCCAACUCGGAGGAUGAAGACGGCCAUGCGCCAUUAUGGUGGGCGGGAACAGCGGUGGCAGUGAGGGGAACGUGGGAAAAGAAAGAGAGAGAUAGGCUCGACGCAGUCGUGGAGCUACUCCUUAAAAGGGACGAUGUUAUAGUCGAUUCGAAAAACAACGAGGGUCGAACGCUAUUAUCAAUAGCAGCAGAGCAAGGGUUCGAGGCAGGAGUAAAGCUGCUCCUUGAGAGGGACAACGUCGACCCAAACUCGGAGGAUAACGACGGCCACACGCCGUUAUGGUGGGCAGGGAAGGAGAACGACGAUGACAAAUUGUUGCGAACGGCGGAGGAGAAUCGCGAAACUGUCGCAAAUCGCGAAGCAAUCGUAAAGCUGCUCAGCGACCGAAUAGCGGAUGAUAGGAAGAAGGCACGAACGGAGGAUCACAUCGAGAUUACUUCCUAGACAAGGACAAAUCACCAAUAUAUAGUCCAGCCAAGCUAGCUCUAGGAGCAAUAAAUAUGAC
Pseudogymnoascus verrucosus is the source of this 3935-nucleotide messenger RNA. RefSeq lists its product as uncharacterized. Gene Ontology annotation, molecular function: protein binding. Bases 149 to 3874 code for a protein of 1241 amino acids. The transcript has 3 exons. The record is from RefSeq and is a predicted model, not a curated record. Lineage: Eukaryota; Fungi; Ascomycota; Leotiomycetes; Thelebolales; Thelebolaceae.